Aspergillus wentii DTO 134E9 is the source of this 432-nucleotide messenger RNA. RefSeq lists its product as uncharacterized. Bases 1 to 432 code for a protein of 143 amino acids. The record is from RefSeq and is a predicted model, not a curated record. Gene Ontology annotation, cellular component: membrane. NCBI's taxonomy places the organism in Eukaryota, Fungi, Ascomycota, Eurotiomycetes, Eurotiales, Aspergillaceae. The transcript is spliced from 3 exons.
AUGAAUCAACCAACAACGCAAACAACCAAAUCGCGCUGGAUUAUCCUCGCCAUAGCCAGCGGUGCCUUUGCCGCCUUUAAUGGACUAUUCGCCAAAUUAACAACCGACGACCAAACCUCCGCCAUCACAAGAGCCAUCCUCCACAUCUUCACCUCCAACGACGAGAAUGCUUUCCUGGAGUUGGUAGUUAGAGGUAUCUGUCUGGGCCUAAACGUUCUCUGCAAUGUCAUCAUGUGGGCCCUCUUCACCCGCGCGCUGACCGCGUCUCCCUCGACGACGAAGGUGUCUAUCACCAACACGUCGGCGAAUUUCUUUGUCACCGCAAUGCUGGGGAUGAUUGUUUUCCGGGAGAAGUUGGGCGGGUUGUGGUGGAUUGGGGCGGCGAUGAUGGCGGCUGGGUGUAUUUUAGUUGGAAUGAGGGAGGAGUCGUAG